AUGAGCGGCGGUUCUAGGGUUUCGAUUCCGAACAAUCUUCGGAAGAUGAUCCUGGACAUCAAAGAGAUCACAGGGAAGCAUAGCGAUGAAGAUAUUUACGCAGUGCUCCAAGAGUGCGAUAUGGAUCCGAAUGAAACCGCUCAAAAGCUUCUGUAUCUCGAUACAUUUCAUGAGGUUAGAAGGAAGCGGGAUCGGAGAAAAGUGAAUGUGAUCAGCAAAGCCUCUGAAGAAUCUAGGUUCUCAGCAGGCAUGCCAUGGCGUGGUGCUAGGGGUGUUCGAGGGAACUAUUCAUCACCUAACGUUUCUGGCGAUGCUGGUGGUGGGAGGAAUGCGAACAUUCAAAAGGAAAAUGGAGUCACUAAACGCACAGAAAGAGGUUCUAGGUUUUCUAAGCCAGUUGUGCAUAGAACAGAAAAUGUUACAACAGUUUCUCUUGCAGGUUCAUCAACUGUCUCUGUUAACGGUCCAAUGAGCAUAUCUAAUGGGAGUUUGACACAAGGACCUGUGCCCGAAUCGCCUACAGGAAAUCAACACGUUGUGACUGAAUCAAGUGCCUCUCUUCUGGCUGGGAGCAGUUCAAGUACUAGUCAAGAUGUUGCUAAUGUUCGUCAAGCAGCAUCAGGAAUUGUUAGCUCCGCUGACAGAACUGGGCCAAGAGUAUCUGAGGGAGUCGAAACAAAUCAUCUGUCUCAGUCUUCAAAUGCCCCUUCAAAGGCUGCAGACAUGAUAGAUGUGAUAUGUUUAAUUGGGAAAGUCUGGUUGACCUAUCUUUGCUUAGUAUCAUCUGAACCUGAAUCUGUGGCUGUUUUUAAUUCAUCUUCACUUCCUGAGGUUGAUGAUUCUAUCUUGGAGGAAGCAACUUCAAAGUUUGAAAUAAUGAAGCUGGAAAAGAUAUAUCACUCUGCUCAUCAGCCUGUUAUUUUUCCCAAUCAUCUGCAAGUCCCAGAAGCUUUUAGGAAUGCAUUGACUUUUGGAAGUCUGGAUGAUAUUUUUGGAGGCAAGGGCUUUGCACCUAUUGCUGAAUCUGUUCAUGAGAAUGGUGAAGCUACAGGAGAACCUUCUUUGAGCAAUCAAAUUGUGUCCACUGCUCAAGAGGGUGAUCAUCCUUAUCAUCCACAAUCUUCUCCACAUAUGAUUGAAAACGUAUCACCUUCAGAAGACAAUGUCUCAUCUGGUGAGGUACUAAAGUUUGAGCAGUCAAAGCAGGAGAAUAUGCUGCCUCUAGGGGGACCUCAGUACCCUAUUUUUCAAACUGCCCCAGACUAUAGUUUUGGCCCUGUGCCUCCUAUGCUGGGGCCCCGUCUUGUACAAAUUGAUGGACCUGAGCUACAGAGUGGUUCACAUGUUCUGUCCACAUCAACUUCAAAUCCACCCGCAACUCAGCCUGUGGGAGUUGGGCAGAAUUCUUUAGCUGUAUCUUCUCAGCUGUUUCCUUUUUACCGGCAGCCUUAUCCUCCUAACUACCUUCCAUAUGGCCCCUAUUUCCCUCAGGUUUAUUUGCCACAAAAUGCACACCAGUUUUUAGGCCACAGGGAAUUCCCUCAGCAACCUCCGUCUGGUAAUGUAUAUAUACCACCAGCCGUACCUGCCACUGGGGUUAAAUUUCCUGUUCCGCCACUGUACAAGCCAGGAACUAAUGCAGAACAUCCUCCCCAUUUUGGAACACCAUCGGGCUUUGGUUCAUAUGGAUCCUCCCCAGUGGUUUACAGUUCCAGUGCUGCUUUGCCUCCAGGGAGUUCAUCUGGUAAUGGUAAUGAAGAUAGAGCAUCUGAGCUGAAGGAAAAUAAUAUGCACUCAGCUGUACAACAGGGCCAGCAUGUUGCUUUCUCACCACCACAGGCCGGUCUUGGUGCUUUUGCUGGAAUUUAUCAUCCAGCUCAGACAAUGGCUGCUCCAUCUACUGUUCAUCCAUUUCUGCAACAUCCUCAGGCUAUGGUUGGGUCAGUCGAAUCUUUGGUAUCCUCAUCUGGUGCUCAUCAGCAAUCGCAGCAUGCAUAGAUAAGUUGGAACACUAAAUUACAGAAUAGAGAAACUUCUGACACCCAACAACGCGAGCUUUUUUAGAGCUUUGUGCAAGUUAGUUUUGACAAAACGCAUUAAGGAGAAUAUGAAAACUUGUCCCAACCUGAGUGUAAAUAUAAAAUAUAGCCCUGAAAUUUUCAAAGUACUCUUGGGUCUGAACUAUAUAAGAAAAUAUCCACCGAGAUGCCUAUAGGUGUAGAGCUUUGGUUGCUCGUGCAGCUUUUAGUUGGCCAUUUUCCUCAUUGAAUUUGAUCUUAAUCGUAAACAGUUAGAUGUUUUCUUCUUCUUCUUCUUCUU
Molecule: messenger RNA, 2319 nt
Organism: Ilex paraguariensis (yerba mate)
Lineage: Eukaryota; Viridiplantae; Streptophyta; Magnoliopsida; Aquifoliales; Aquifoliaceae
Source: the annotation of a GenBank genome assembly